AUGUCGGGCCCUGGCGUAGGAUUUGAGUAUCCAUCAGUUGAAGUCUCAUGGCUUCAAAGGGAUCUUCUGCUUUUUGCCAACUCCAUCGGCUGUAAAGCUGAUGAAUUAAACUUCCUAUUCGAACUACACCCUGAAUUUUCCAUGUUUCCAACCUAUCCAAUAAUACUGCCCUUCAAGAAAAACUCGCUCGACAUCGUUGACUUUUAUUCUGCCCAAAACGAGGUUCAAAUACCGAAUGUGCCCAAGCUAGACCCAACCCGCGUCGUCGAUGGACAGCGGCAUAUGCAGUUCUUCCGUCCAUUACCAACGACCUCCCACGGCCGGAAAUUUGAACUCAGAUCCAAGGUUUUGGGGGUCUAUGACAAGGGUAAGGCGGGAACGGUUCUCGAGACCCAACUGGACUUGGUUGACACAGACAAUGGCGAUCUCUACGUCCGUGCCCUCAGCAGCUUCUUCUACGUUGGCCAAGGUCAAUGGGGCGGGCCCAAAGGAAAGCCAACACCCAACUAUGCCCCACCCGCUGGAAAGGCUCCUGAUGCAGUUUCUACCCAACAGACCACUUCUGAGACUGCACUACUGUACCGACUCAAUGGAGAUUACAACCCUCUACACGCGACUCCCGAGCCUGGGCAAAUGCUAGGCUUUGGCGGCACAAUUAUUCACGGUCUCUACAGUUGGAACGUUGCUGCACACGCUGUUUUAAAAACCAUGGGGGGAGGCAAACCAGAAAAUAUCAAAGAAUUUCAGGCUCGAUUCUCUAGUCCUGUCAGGCCAGGCGAUAAACUUAUAACGGAAAUAUGGAGGACUGGAAUCUUCACGGGAGAAUUUGAGGAGAUCAGAUUUCAAACUAGAACUGAGGGAGGUAAGGUGUGUUUAAACAACGGACGGGCGCUAAUCAGACCGGUAAAGAGUCAAACCAAACUGUAA
This is a messenger RNA of Blumeria graminis f. sp. triticale, 927 nucleotides long. The record is from the annotation of a GenBank genome assembly. Lineage: Eukaryota; Fungi; Ascomycota; Leotiomycetes; Helotiales; Erysiphaceae.